Molecule: messenger RNA, 1301 nt
Organism: Manihot esculenta (cassava)
Lineage: Eukaryota; Viridiplantae; Streptophyta; Magnoliopsida; Malpighiales; Euphorbiaceae
Product: probable pectate lyase 4
Exons: 4
Coding region: 131-1267 (378 amino acids)
Molecular function (GO): pectate lyase activity
Source: RefSeq, a predicted model, not a curated record
CUUUAACAAUUAGACAAUGUAAAUUCACUAUAAAACCCUCCUCUUACCCAGUUCCUCCAGGCAACUCUAGCUUCCUACUCCAUCUUUUGUGGCAUUUGAACCCAAAGCAAUACGAAGCGUACGUCCAAAGAUGGCCGUACAAUGGUUCGCUUUGGCUCUUUGCAUGGCCUUCUUCUUCUUCUUCGCCCCUGAUUUUUGUCUUGCUCAAAAGAUGAAUCCCAUUGAUAGUUGCUGGAGACAGAACCCUAAUUGGCGAAGAAACAGGCAGCAAUUAGCCACCUGCUCCGUGGGGUUUGCAGGGAAGAUGACUAACAACAUUGGAAAAGAUGUCAUCCGCUACAAAGUGACUGAUCCUAGAGAUGACCCAUUGAACCCCAAACCAGGGUCUCUGAGAUAUGGAGCCACAAUGAUCACCGGCAAAGUGUGGAUAACUUUUCAAAAGAACAUGAAUAUUGAACUUGUAAAGCCCCUUCUCAUCAGCAGUUUCACCACCCUCGAUGGCCGAGGCGUCGACGUUCACAUUACUGGAAACGCUUGCCUUCUAGUCUACAAGGCCACCGACGUAAUCAUCCAUGGCCUGAGGAUUCACCAUUGCAUGGCCGUAGGUCCUAGCUCGGUGAGGGGACCAAAUGGAGAGAUGGUGGCUUUAGGUAAGAUGGAUGGGGAUGCAAUCAGGUUGGUCACCGCAUCAAAAGUCUGGAUCGACCACAAUACUCUAUAUGCAUGCCAAGAUGGUCUUCUGGAUGUGACUCGAGGAUCUACACACAUCACCAUCUCUAACAACUGGUUCAAGGACCAAGACAAGGUCAUGCUUCUUGGACAUGACGAUGGGUACUUGAGAGACAAGGACAUGAAGGUGACUGUUGUGUUCAAUCAUUUUGGUCCAAAUUGCAACCAGCGUAUGCCGAGGGUUCGUCAUGGAUAUGCACACGUAGCCAACAACCUCUACCAAGGAUGGGAACAAUAUGCAAUUGGAGGAAGCAUGAAUCCUAGCAUCAAGAGUGAAUCCAAUUACUUCAUCGCACCAAAAUCAGGAAACAAAGAGGUAACAUGGAGACAAGGGGUUAAUGUGAAAAGCAGGCCCUGGAACUUCUAUUCGGUGAGGGAUGUUUUUGAAAAUGGUGCUUCUUUCACCCAGAGCGGUGUCGGAGGGGCAAAGCCCAAUUACAACAACCAAGAGAGGUUCGAGGUUGCAGAUGCAAAGUCUGUCAAGUCUAUAACAAGCUCAUCAGGUGCUUUAAAGUGCUUUAGAACCAUUAUGUGCUGAGUCAAGAACCAUGUAGUACUGGAGAUUACGAAGA